Danio rerio (zebrafish) is the source of this 6422-nucleotide messenger RNA. The record is from RefSeq and is a predicted model, not a curated record. NCBI's taxonomy places the organism in Eukaryota, Metazoa, Chordata, Actinopteri, Cypriniformes, Danionidae.
UGGUCAGGCUGGUUUUAGCUGGUCAUUUUUCAGCCUGACCAGCAAAGUCCAGGCUGUAAAUGGCUGAAAAUCAGCCUGGAGAUGGUCAAAACCCUUCUAAAAUCAGGCUGGUCGACCAGCUGAAAGCAGCCUACGGGUUUAGACUGGUUUAAGCUGUUUUUUCAGUAGAGAAAUAUAAGCUUUUAAAUCAUAAAAUCCGUCAGCGUUGCGCUUUUAUUCUGCAACAUCACCUGCUUCCGCUAUUCGAGGAAUGUUCAUCCGGUAAAGGCUAGUCUUCAUCUCCGCCUUCACGCUGCUCUUGUUAUGGUGCGGGAAACACCUUCCACCUGUCCGGACUCUCUCUGACAGCAAACCCCAAUUAAACCUGCAUUACCUGAGGAUCAAGAUGGAGAUACAGGAGCAGGAGGAUGGAGAGCGCAGAUGGGAGCUCUGGAAGCUUCUGUAUAAUCUGAAGACGACGGUCGAAGGCUUGCUGUCCACCAAUAACCCCAACGUGUGGUCCCGGUAUGGAGGUCUUCAGCGCCUGCACAAGGACAUGAACAACAUCCUGGGCCACGGACUCAAACACGAACAGAUUUACUAUAAACAAAAGGACUACUGGCGAUUCGUCUGGUGUGUGCGGUAUCUCUGUCCUCAUCUGGCCCGUCACGUAGAGCAGUUCAGCCAGCUGGAGCCGGUGCUGAGCAGCAGUGUCCAGAGCUUCGGCGAGGGUUAUAAAGCUGAACGCUGGCUUCUGCACAGUUUACAAGCUCACGUCUUAUCAGCGCAGCUCAAACCUCUGCUGCAACACAAGAUGAACACGCAGAAGUAUUACAACGAUGGAGCGUUUCUGCUGAGCGAGCCACACGUGUCUGCAAUGUUCCAGUGUCUGGAGGCCGUGGAGCAGAAUAAUCCUCGAAUGCUGGCUCUCAUCGACACCGUCAGGCUUUCACAUUUGAAGGAGUCUCCGCUGGGCCUGAUGAAGAGUCAGAGUUUGUGUCUGCUGCCUGGAGCUCCAGGACACUGCAGGCCGGCGGACGCCUCACAGUCGCACAGGCUCACCACGUCCCAGAGCUGCCUUACAGAGAUUUCCAACAGCCCGCAGUCCAAGAGCAGCUCAGAUGUCGCUCCGUCCAGCAGUGCUCAGGGUAGAGGAAACCAGGUCGCUGGAAUCUCCUUUACAGAACCUGUUCUUCCUGAGAGCCGGGAUUUUGGGGACGGGGAUCUGGAUGACGGACCAGAGUAUCUGGCUAUUGGGAACUUGGGGAAGCAGAAGCGGCGGGACUCGUCCAGCUCCGUUCAUAGCAGUGAACACAUGGGGACUCGGGGCGACGCCCAUACGCCGUUGGCUCCACCUCCACAGCGACGAUGCUCUUUCUCAGAGGCUCAGAAAGCCACAGGGCGGAGCUCAAGAGGACACAUCCGCUCCCUUUCCGACACCGGAGUCACGCAGAAGCAGAAAAAUGGAGGGGGUCACAGGAAAAUCACCAUUAUUAUCGAGGACCCCGUUGCAGAAUCUGUCGCAGCUACGGCGUGUUCGAAGAGCUGUGGUCCAUUUUCACCGCAGAGCAGCGACAGCAGCGCCAACAGUUCUCUUUAUAUGGAGUCCAAUGGCUCUCAGUACACCAGCGUCCCGGACGGGUUAUUUCGCAGGCCAUCUGAGGGUCAGAGUCUGAUCAGCUACCUCUCGGAGCAGGACUUCGGCAGCUGCGCUGAUCUGGAAAAGGAGAACGCUCACUUCAGCAUCUCGGAGUCUCUGAUCGCCGCCAUCGAGCUGAUGAAGUGCAACAUGCGCCGGCCAGCGGAGGAGGCGGAAGAAGAAGGCGACAGCGACUCUGAAAUCCAGCAGCUCAAGCAGAAGAUCCGGCUGCGCAGACUGCAGAUACGACGCACACGACUCAAACCAGCAGCCGCCGCCUCCAGUAAUCAAGUCCAAUCUGUGGACAGUGGCGGCUCUCAAAGGAGCUCCCAGGAUUCCUUUCACCCGUCAGACUCGGGCUCUGAUAGAGAAGUGGAGGACAUCGAGCUCAGAGAUGGCAGUGAUGGUCAGUCCCUGCUGGCGGUGUCCCAGAGCGGCCUCUCGCUGUCUCUCGCCUCGCUCUUCUCAGAUGCAGAUAUUAAGCGCAGUGCGUCCAGCAGCAGAUCCUUCCUCAGCUCUGAGUCCAUCUCUCCGUCCAUGCUACAAUCCAACUCUGCCGAAUCGGUGGCGAUGGGUCUUCUUAGGCAGUUUGAGGGCAUGCAGCUGCCUGCCGCCUCUGAGCUCGACUGGCUGGUUCCAGAACAUGACGCCCCUCAAAAGCUUCUUCCCAUACCAGACUCUCUUCCAAUUUCCCCUGAUGAUGGCGAACAUGCAGACAUUUACAAAUUGCGCAUCCGAGUGCGAGGAAAUCUAGAGUGGGCUCCUCCUCGACCGCAGAUCAUCUUCAACAUUCACCCUCCACCAAAGAGGAAAGUGGUAAUCGCAAAACAGAACUACCGCUGCGCAGGCUGCGGCAUUCGCAUCGAACAAGACUACAUGAAGCGUCUGCGCUACUGUGAGUAUCUGGGCCGCUACUUCUGCCAGUGCUGUCACGAAAACGCUCAGUCGGUGAUCCCGGCCAAGAUCAUCCGCAAGUGGGACUUCAGCAAGAGCUACGUCAGCAACUUCUCCAGAGACCUGCUGGCCAAGAUCUCCGGAGACCCGCUGUUCAACCUCAGCGACAUCAACAGCGCGCUCUACAAGAAGGUCAAGGCCCUCGACACAGUGCGCGCGCUCAGAGAGCAGUUAAACCUGAUGAAGAACCUCUUGAAGACGUGUCGUCUGGCUAAAGAUGUUCUGGAAGAGUUUGACUCUCUCCUCCCGGGUCAUCUAACUGAAGACAUGCAGCUCUUCUCUCUCAGUGACCUGAAUGCCGUUCGCAGCGGCAGCUUGACUCCACAGCUGCGACACCUGCUGCGCCUCGGCUCCACACACGUCACACACUGCAUGCUCUGUCAGGCUAAGGGCUUCAUCUGUGAGUUCUGUGGAAACGACAAGGACAUCAUCUUCCCCUACGAGCUCAACAAGUGCCUGCGCUGUGAAGACUGUCAUGCCUGCUAUCAUAAGAGCUGUUUUAAGACAGGAACGCAGUGUCCUCGGUGUCUCCGCCUAACAGAGCGAAGGGAGCGAAUGGCCCGCAGGAACAUGGAGGAGCAGGAGGACGAGGCCUGCGGGACAUAGCAGAUCACCCUAGUAAGACUCCGGUUCACCCCCGUCCCAAAUAAGCUGCUCCAAAAGUCCUGCUGACUAAAGAGUUUAUCUGCAAACACUGAAGUUUGUGUUUUUAAGGAUCGAUGCCUUCAGAUAAUAACCAACUUGUUUGUCUUUUUACCGUUCUCCAUGUUUUGUUUCUUUUGCCUCCGUCCUUUAAAAUCUGAUUUGUUUUAAUCAACAGUACUUCGUCGCCAGCUUUUAUGUGUUCAUUUAUGUGUGACCGUUGUUUGUAUUUAUUCGUUUAAGCUGUUUUGUGCCUCUUGUAAUGGAAAGAGAGGGAGACGGAGAAAGGCAGCUGAACUCAUUGUUUCCAGACAGGUUGCUAGAAGUGCCGUGUUCCAGCGUAAACUGUGUUGAAGACCAAAACGAAGAAAACUACAAGCAUCAUUUGUGAAAUUUGUGCAGAAUGGAUUUCUCUAUUGUUAAGAAUUAUUAGAAAAAUUAGAUGAAUGCAACAAUAGGCCUCGAUCAAUUAAACGUAGAUUUUUUAUUAUUUUUUUGUCGUUAAUCAUCAAUGUUUGACGCACAAAUUUUUUUCAUGCAUCUCUAACUACUCAUUCUCAUUCAGUUUUCUCAUUCAUAAAACAAUUUUAGUUUUAAAAUUUAUGGAUGAGAAAAUGUAGUUUUGUACAAAAUUGAGAGGAAAACCUAUUCAAAUGUAAACAGUUCCGCAAAAAAAAUUAGUAAUCAAUAAUAUAUAUCACACUUAUGAAUGAGUGAAGUAUAUUGUAUAUUGUUUUCAACCUGAAAGUUGUUUUUUAAGACCCUAAACCUCGAUUAAGUGAACAUAGAUUUUUGUUUUUGUAAAUAACAGCAACGUUUGACGCACAAAUUGUCACAAACCGUUCUCUUUCAUUUUUCUCGUUCAUGAGUACAACCAAAACAUGUCAGAGAUGGUUAAUGUUGAAUUUUACAUGUCCGACAUCUUCAAGAAUUUGUGAACAAACAAACUGAAAAUGUGGUAAUGAACAAAUUUCGUAAUAAAAACAAAAUAUUUCAGUUAUACAAAUGAAUAACAUGAAUUUCUGAAUUGAAUCGUAUUAAUUAGAAAUAAGUAACGGAUAUAUAUAUAUAUAUUAACUAACUUAAUUCAAAUGAAUAUGAAUGUUUUAUGACCAAUUUUGCUCAGAAAUUCAUGUUAUUCAUAUAUAUAUAUAAUACACUUGUGAAUGAGAAAGAAUUUUGCACAAUGUAAAAAUGAGUUAUACAUGGAACAAUGAUAGGUUGUUUAUGGAUGAGAACGUUUGAAGAUGUGUACAAAAUUGAGAGGAAAAACUAUUCAAAUUUCACCAAUUUCCCUGUAAAUUUAGUUAUUAUUAUUAUAUAUUACUCUUUUUAUGAGAGAGUGAAUUGUAUUUCUGGUCAUUAUUUCUCAUUCUGCUCAUUUGUAAAACAUAAAACCGUUUGGUUUCGUAAAGUUUUCUACCUAAAAGUUGUUUUUUUAGUGCUUACGACCUCAAUCAAGUAAACAGAUUUUUUUUUUUUCCGUAAAUAACAUCAACGUUUGACGCACAAACUUUCUUUUCAAAAUUUCUUUCUAAACAGUUCUCAUUCCGUUUUCUCGUUCAUAAAACAACUGUAGUUACUAAAGCAAUUCAUAUAAAAAAAAAAACAUUGUUUGUAUUUGAAACCACAAAACAUGUCAGAGAUUGUGUUGUAAUCAACCUGUCAGAUGUUUAUAAACAAACAAACAAACUGAACAUGUAUUAACAAACAAAUUGAGUCAUAAAUCAUAUACUCCAGUUGUACAAAUAAACAAUAAGAAUUUAAGAACAAAAUUGUGCACUAAACAAUCAUAAUAAUUUUAAUUGCCUUAGUAACGGAAUGUGUGUGUGUGUGUAUGAAAUAUAUAUAUAUAUAUAUAUAAAACGUUUUUAGAAAGUUCAUAAUGUGUAAAACGUUCAUAUCAAUAUUUUCGUACAAGUAGCGAAAAUGAUGCGUUGUUUAUGGAUGAGAAAAUUUAAUGUUUUGUACAAAAUUGUGAGAAAAAACAACCAUUUCACAAUAAAUUUUUUAUUAUUAUAUAUGACACUUUUACGAAUUAUAUUUAUCUUAAUUGUAUUUCUGGUCAUUAUUUUUCGUUCUGCUCUUUCGUAAAACAUAAAACCAUUUGGUUUCGUAAAUGUUUCAUCCUGAAAGUUGUUUUUCUAGUCUCUAUGAUGACUCUUGCAUAUUUAACCAUAACAUUUUAUGAACAAAUUUGCAUGAGUCUCAAGUUAUUUUGGAAGGUAUUUUGGUUACGGUAUUUAUAGAAAUUCGUUGUUAUUGAUCGUCAAAACUAUUGAUUGUUAAAAGUAUGGUUACUAUUUAUUUUUGUAAGUUACCGAACCAAAUGUGUUUCGGUUGUCAAUUAAAAAUACUUCCAAACGUAUUGAAUAAUUUACUUUGUUAACUUGCGUGAUUAUAGCGAUUCACAAACAAUUCAAACGAAAAAAUUGAGAAAAAUUCUGCUCAUUUUUCACAAACGAGGCCCGACACUUGUCUUUAUUUCUACAAUUAAAGGUGUUUUUGCUUUAACAUGUUGCACCUACCAAAAAUGGCACUUUGUUUGUAUGUGUCCCUGUUCCCUUUGGUGGAAAAGUCUUGUCUUGUUGUUUUUUUAUUUGCACUAAUGAUUGAUUUUUAUUUGUAUUUCUUUGAACGAAGACUGUAUUAAUGUUUGAUUGAGCCAGGAGCAUCAUUCCAGCAUCUCUCAUUCAGUCCAAAAUCUUUUAAGUCUUAAAAAGCGGUCCAAUGAAGCUAUUUGUGCAACAAAAAAAGAGGUGUACCAAAGUGUUAUAUGAUUACGAGUUUAUUAGUACGUUGUAUUAUAAUUCACUACAUCAUACUGGACUCAAGUUUGAGCAAAAAAAGAGAAAAUCUAUAUCCAAGAGCCCGUCUGUUUGCUGCUGCGAGUAUUUCUGAAGCAAUAACAACCAUGUGCUACUUCGCCACAAGCAUUACAUGACUUGAAAUGCACUGACCUUAAGUAUAUGAGAUCGAAUGAAUGUAGAAACUUACUUUGUGUGUUUGCUUCUGAGAUAUUAUAUGAAGUUUAUAACUUUUUAUUUGAUCCUGCUGCUGACGACGUUGUCCGCUUGAGCUUACUGUUGUAUAAUUGCUGAAUUGCCUUUUUUAUUCAGGGGCUUCUGAUGCACUAUUUGAGAAAAUGUACAUAAAAAAGUUCUUAUUGUUAUAUGAGUAACUAAUUAUUAAAGAGGUUUAGACUGUU